GUGGCUGCCUUCUCCGGGGGCGAUGAAGCUCCCGUGGCUGGGCGUGGAUGUCUCCCGGGUGCUGCACUUGGCUGCCGUCUUUUGCCUGACCUGCGUGCUGCUGAAGGCCAUCCAGCUGUACCACCGGCGGCGGGAGCUGCUCAGGGCGCUGGCCGACUUCCCCGGCCACCCGACCCACUGGCUCUUCGGCCACGUCCACGAGGUAGGGCGAGAGCCCGAGGUGCUGGACAAGGUGGAGACCUGGGCACAGAAGUACCUCUACGCUCACCCUCUCUGGUUCGGGAGUUUCUCAGCAUUACUGGUUGUCACUGAUCCCGACUAUGCUAAGGCUCUGCUGGCCAGAGGAGAUCCCAAGGAUAACGUCAGCUAUAAACACCUUGUCCCGUGGAUCGGGAAUGGAUUGCUGAUCUUACACGGGCCAAAAUGGCACCAACAUCGAAAACUCCUGACUCCAGGGUUUCAUUACGACGUCUUGAAACCGUACGUGGCCCUGAUGGCAGAGUCUACUAACGUGAUGCUGGAUAAAUGGGAGCAGCUGAUCACAGAUGGGAAACCAGUGGAGCUCUUUGAGCACGUCAGCUUGAUGACUCUCGAUAGCAUCAUGAAAUGUGCCUUCAGUUGUCACAGCAACUGCCAGACCAACAGGAAAAACACCUACAUCCAGGCUGUCUAUGACCUAUGCCACAUGGUGCACCAGCGCCUCCGCAUCUUCCCCUACCACAAUGACAUCAUUUACUGGCUCAGCCCCCACGGAUAUCGGUUCAGGAAGGUCUGCCAGCUUGCUCAUGACCACACAGACAAGGUGAUCCAUGAGCGAAAGGAGUCCCUUAAAGAUGAACAGGAAUUUGAAAAGAUCCAGAAGAAGAGACAUUUGGACUUCUUGGACAUUCUGCUGUGUGCCAAAGACGAGAACGGAGCUGGACUGUCCGAUGAGGACCUGCGUGCCGAGGUGGACACAUUCAUGUUUGAGGGCCACGAUACGACAGCCAGCGGGAUCUCCUGGCUCUUGUACUGCCUGGCGUCACACCCCGAGCACCAGACACGGUGCCGGGAGGAGAUCCAGGGGAUCCUGGGGCACCGAGAGACGCUUCAGUGGGAGGACCUGGGCAAGAUGACUUACAGCACCAUGUGCAUCAGGGAGAGCCUUCGCCUUUACCCACCGGUGCCUGGCGUGUCCCAGCAGCUCAGCAAACCCAUCACCUUCCCCGAUGGACGCACCUUGCCAGAAGGCAGCCUCACUGCGAUUAGCAUUUAUCUUAUUCACAGAAACCCUGCAGUAUGGAAAGACCCUUUGGUGUUUGAUCCUUUGCGGUUUUCCCCGGAGAACGUCUCUGGCAGACACUCUCACGCCUUUCUGCCUUUUUCUGCUGGAAUGAGGAACUGCAUCGGGCAGCAGUUCGCCAUGAACGAGAUGAAGGUAGCCCUGGCCCUGACCCUGCUCCGCUUCAAGCUCUCGCCCGACCCAGCCAAGCCUCCCUGCAAAAUACCUCAGAUCAUCCUUCGCUCCAAGAAUGGGAUUCACCUGUAUCUAAAGAAAAUCCACUGAUGCUGGAAAACGACCUGCCUUCGCUGGAGGGAGGGACCAAGCAGAUGAUGGGACAAUGUUUCUCUAGGGCAAAAGGUGCAGGGCAGGAUCUGGGGAUGAGGAUUCCUAAUUUCUGUACUUCUUCCACCAGCUGAAAGCCCUUUUCGGCCUCGGCCCAGGUAGCCUGGAUGGCAUUGCACAGACCCAUUGCCAUCUGCUCCGUGAGCGCCAAUCUUGGAGGAGCCAGGCAUGGCCAUGCCUCUUUGCUGGCUGUCCCCUUGCCCUGCCGUAAGGGCUGGACUGGCCUGGGAACAUCUGCAGGUCACACCAGCUUCCUCCUUACCAAAUCCUGCCUUCAAACUCAUGUCCUGGCCAAAUCCGUGACUGUUCCCAGCCCUGCUCCAUUGUCAGCACCUUCCUCAGUGCCUAGAGGUCAGCCCUCCUCUCCUCCAGCAGGGACAGCCCGUGGCAGACCUCUGUCUCUCUUCUCGCACUCAAUGUGUCUCUGUUUUGUUGAAAACACUGAUUCCAGUUUGGGGUUUGAAAUUCUGCCUAAACUGCAAAAUACUCUGUAAUUUUUGUGUUAAU
This is a messenger RNA of Gymnogyps californianus (California condor), 2113 nucleotides long. Its product is annotated as cytochrome P450 4B1-like. NCBI's taxonomy places the organism in Eukaryota, Metazoa, Chordata, Aves, Accipitriformes, Cathartidae. The transcript is spliced from 12 exons. The record is from RefSeq and is a predicted model, not a curated record. Gene Ontology annotation, molecular function: heme binding; monooxygenase activity; iron ion binding. Bases 23 to 1546 code for a protein of 507 amino acids.